AUGACGGAGGAAGACGAAAGUUUAUUCAUCCAAAAGAUAUACCUCCUGGUCUUAGAAAUCUUCUGCUUCGUGGCCAUGGCCCUCAAUCUGGUGGUGCUGGUGAGCGUCUUCUGGAUUCGCACACCCAUGACGCCCAUCCUGAAAAUGAGCCUCAGCUUGGCAGCUGCCGACGCUUGUGCCUCGAUGCUUUACGGCUCCGUUCUAUUCAUAAACUACAACAUGUACUUAGAAAUAAUAAAACUGAUGGGUAUCGUCAUAACAGUGGCCCAUUUAUUGGCGUUGAGCUUAAACCAUUAUCUUGGCAUCCUGAAACCGCUACAUUACAACUCGAUCGUAACCAAACGGAAGCUGGCUAUUGUUAUAAUAUUGUUAUGGAUAUGUCCGGUACUUCUAGUAGGUUUCAUUUGUGUGGUGGAAUCCAUUAACUACGAAUUCGAUUCCAUAGAUAAUGUCCACAUAAACGACACGAACGAAACUUUCAUUAUAAAAAUGAACGACAAUGAAACAAUUGCGUCCAAUUUGACCCCGUUGAAUUUUAUGGACACGUUUAGUUUUAGAAUAAGCUAUUCGUCGUUGUUUUUCAUUCCGAUGUUUCUUAUGGCCUUUUGCUACACGCACAUACUUUUCAUCGUGCGACGUCAGCAGAAAACUUGGAAAAACCUGUCCAGGAUUGGGAGUACUAAGUGGAGAGGACGUACUGUGAAUAACUGUUCCACGAGUAAAGUCCUCCGGGAGCAAAGACAACUGGAGGGCAAUCUAAGGGCAAUAUUCACCACCCUGUUGAUAAUGGGGUCUUGCUUCGUUGGUUGGAUGCCCGCCUUGUUUCUUUACAGUUUGAUGUGCAGGAAGGGGUGUUACUGGAGCGGUGACCAACUUGAUAACUUGAACGAAAAUUACGCCAAUGUUGUUAUGACCUUCAGGCUGCUUGACAACCUGUUGGUUAUAUUGAAGAUGAUGGUCAACGUAAUAAUCUACAGCAUAAGAAUGAAAGAGAUCAAGGACAGUUUAGGGAAGAUGCGACUGGCAGUUGUAAAUAUCUGUGGAUUGUCUAACGACAAUGGUGCAAAUUACCAUCUGACAUAUCAACAAUCUCCUCCCCAGAACAGUGGUACAUCGGUGCAAAUACGGAUAACAUCAUUCCGUGGCAACAAUGGGGCGUGCAGUCAAAGUGCCCCCAAUAUUGAACACAACACAUUUUUGUAAAUAAAUUAUGAGGAAUUAAUUUUCAACAACGAUUUACUAAUUACAGAGGGAAACAUUACACUUCAAACAUUAAAUGUUAUACUAUAAUUCCAGUUGCACACAAUUUUAUUAAUGUAUGUAGAUGUAAAUAUUUGUACCUACAAUUUUAUAUCUAAUUAUAAUUCGAAGUAUUUAUUUUUCCAAAGAUCCUAUUUUUGUAAAUAAGUGUAAAUUUUGUGAUUUAUUGAAACCUACAAACUUUUAGCCUUUAAUUAAUUGUGUGUGUUGUAUUCCUGGACAUAUUCCCCUUUUUGUCCAACAAUAAAUUGAAAGUAUAUUUAGUUAUGAAUGGAUUAUGAAUGCUUGUACGUGUUUUGAAAGUUCAACGGAUGAAUACUCCUCAAAGUUCACUUAAGACUGAUUUAUAUUAUUAGAAUUUAAUAUUUAGUAGCAAAGUUACAAAUGUUGUAGGGUGAAUUUCAAACUACAACAACGUGACUUACAAAUCUUGAAUUUUAUUUAUUGUUAGGCUAAAAAUUUGUAAAACUAUUGACUAUAACUUGUUUUUAUAUUAGAUAUUAAAUAAUUUAUUAAGAGCU
Molecule: messenger RNA, 1781 nt
Organism: Aethina tumida (small hive beetle)
Lineage: Eukaryota; Metazoa; Arthropoda; Insecta; Coleoptera; Nitidulidae
Product: lysophosphatidic acid receptor 1-like
Exons: 3
Coding region: 1-1203 (400 amino acids)
Biological process (GO): G protein-coupled receptor signaling pathway
Cellular component (GO): membrane
Molecular function (GO): G protein-coupled receptor activity
Source: RefSeq, a predicted model, not a curated record